Messenger RNA from Peronospora farinosa, 2226 nucleotides. NCBI's taxonomy places the organism in Eukaryota, Oomycota, Peronosporomycetes, Peronosporales, Peronosporaceae. The record is from the annotation of a GenBank genome assembly.
AUGACAUCAUCUUUUGGAGAAUUGAAAAUUGAAUCGACUGUUGAAAAGACGUGUCAGGAUGCACCGGUCGUCAAGAAUGGCUACAUGUAUUCAUUGGGUAGUACUACUAGGGAUAGUAGUGCUCCAUCCAUGUCAGAAACAAGAGAUCGACGUAGUAGUCGAUUUAGUACAGGACGUGCCUGGACUCGAGCAUUGAGUGUCACACAUGACAGACAAGAUGUUACAAGUAUUGCAGCAUUGGUGACUACAACACCCAUGACAGUUUGGAAUACUUUUUUACAAACUGUGAGCAAUUUUGCAGAUAAACCGGCCAUUGUUGGACGGGAACAAGUGGCUAAGUGGACUCAUCAUCGGGCUGCUCCGAUGAUAAAUGUAGUGUACUCCUGGGCACAACAUGCUGUACGUGUACGUUGUGUGACAAGAACAUUGUUGCAAUUGGGAUUUCGUGCUGGAGAAGGAGUUGUCAUUAGUGCAAAAAGUAGUCCGUUACUACAAGCAGUAAAUCUUGCCGUGGUGUCAUUGGGUGGCAUAGUGGCUCAUGUGCGCAGCUCAUGGAGUGCGCAUGAACUUCGAGAACACAUUUUACCCACUGCCGAAGCAACCGUUGUGAUCGUCGAUACGUUGGAGGAUAAUUUUCGAGAUGCAUUAGAAGCACUGGAUACACUUCGGCUGCCUAUUCGUGCAGUGGUGAUUCUUGGUGAUUCAUCUGCUAUGGACUGUGCUGUUGCGAAUCUGCGUAAUAUUAACAUUAUUGGAGCAAAAGACCUUCUCGAUAUCAACACACUUGCGACCGCGGAAGCUGCAAUGACGCCGUCGCUCAAUUCACUGGCGUCCUGUGUGCUGCCAGGUCAAUGCUGCUUGCUAACUUUCGACUACGAUGACCUUGGGCGCAUACGAGGCGCUGAGCUCUCGCAUGACAACGUCAUUUUUACAGCUGCUGCCUUGGUGCAAAGCUUUGGCCUUCUUAGUCGUGACCGUCUCGUGGGAUAUUUGCCGCUGUAUCACGUGGCAUCGCAAGUGCUGGAAUUUUACGUGCCUCUUAUUGCAGGACUGUCUGUAGUGUGUGCACCAACGUACAAUCUGCCGCUUGUGCGUGUGAUUACUGAUCACAAACCGACGGUGUUUUUUGCGGCACCUGCUACGUGGACGAGCUUUAGCCAGCAAGUUUAUCGUGCGAAAAGUGACGUGAAUGCUGCUGUCUACAGCUGGGCAAAGACACGGGCCACGAACAACUCACAGAAGCUUCUUUUUGCCAAAGACAAAGGAGCGAAGCAUCGCAGUCUAGGCUACAUGCUUGCCAAGGCACUUGUGCUAAACAAGAUUAAGAAGAAGAUUGGACUGGAGAGUUGCACUGCCUGCUAUUCGGUGUUAGCACCGCUCGACUUCGAGCUCGAGCGACUUUUCAAGACGGUUGACACGCCGAUUUACCAGCUUUUUGGUACUGCAGAGACGUCUGGCUUUGCUGCAAUUAAUUUCCCGCACGCUUGUGAGUUUGGAAGCUGUGGUCGUGCACUCCCGGGUACUACCAUCCGAUGUGAUGAGCGCUCUCACGAAACUGUGCUACGUGGACGCAAUGUAUUUUUGGGUUAUCGCUAUUCUCCUUGCAAUAGCAAUAGUCUAGGUCCUGAGUUCGACGGCGACGACAAUAGUAAUCAAUCGACACCGACAUGUGACUUGGAUGGAUGGCUUCGUUUGUGGCAACGUGGUUUCCUGACUCCUACUGGUUUCCUCAAACUGAGCGACCCGAGAGACUUUCUUGUGCUUGCUACGGGUGAUUGGGUCCCUAUAUACCCUUUCGAGUUUGCAAUGAUGGAGCUAAUGCCGGAACUUGAUCGUGCAGUAUUGGUAGGUGAUGGCCGUACGUUUCUAAGUACGCUCUUCUUUCUCAAGACCAGUGAAGUGGGUUAUCGACCUACUUUUGCAAACAAGCACACAAGUGAUCUACUACUAGACGAGGUCGCAUUGAAGGUCGGUCAUGCCAUUGGUAGUAGUGCUACUACAGUUACAGAAGCUAUUCGCUGUCAGCGAUGGGCUGUCCAUUUCGACACUAUUUUGGAGAAGCUGCCUCAAGUUUGCUCGAUUUCCGGAUAUCGUGUACGUAAGUGGAUUUUGAUGGCCGCCGACUUUUCCGUCGAGUCUGGCGAGCUGGACCCUGAUACAAAUGACGUUUGCCGUCGCAGUGUUGACCGCAAGUACCAAGCACUACUUGACUCACUAUACAGCUAA